Molecule: messenger RNA, 4788 nt
Organism: Caenorhabditis sp. 36 PRJEB53466
Lineage: Eukaryota; Metazoa; Nematoda; Chromadorea; Rhabditida; Rhabditidae
Source: the annotation of a GenBank genome assembly
AUGAGGGUUGGUUCACGACUUCUCGCGGAAACCUACAAGCAGUUUUAUGUUUGCAUGUAUUUUAAUUAUGCGAGACCUUUUAUAUCUAGAUCUUUUCAGCUUUUCUAUCACGACACUGUAAGUUAUGACGAUGCGUCUGAUUACUGUUACAACGAUCACGAAGCGUUCCUGACUGGACCAGACAGUACGGACGAGUACAACUACAUUAUCGACCAGGCCUAUGAUCAAUCUGACGUUGUGGACGGUUUAGCAAGCGGCCCAUAUGAUCAGGCACUCAUUAUCAUCGGAGCCAAACGAACAUCUGAAUGCACAACAGACUCUGGAACAAUUGCUGAGUGCCAGCUUCCGAGGGUAUGCUUAUCAGAAAAUCUAUUUGCAAAAUAUGUUUUCAGGGUUUUAUCUGGCAAGACGGGUUGGGUGACUCUUCGAACACACUCUUCAACCAGUACUUCAACCCGAACGGUGUUGAAACUUCAGCUGCAAAUGUCCGUUCCUGUGCUGGAAUCAUGGUCUACCGAAACGAAUCGUACAAGUCAAACGAUCUCGUGUAUUCCGUCAGUUGUUCCGAUGGAACAAGUAGCAGCGGAACCCAGUCGAGGAUGGUGGUGUGCGGAAAACGAGGGCAGUGUGCUCCGCCCACGCCUACGACCGUGUCUUCCACCACAGUGGCCACAAGUGUUCCAUCUUCGACGUCCCUCGCCACAACAACUUCAGCGCUAUCGUCAACGACGGAUUGUCCAGUGAAAGUGUGCAGAGACGGAUGGUAUCAAACAACGAGAAAUGGAGAAGUUUGGUGCCUCCACUUGUUCUUCAAAUGGACGAAAUACUACGAAGAAGCUAGUGAUUAUUGUGUGGACAGCUGGAAUUCGGUACUUUCUGGACCCGACAGUCAAACCGAUUACAACUACGUCAUGAGUUUGUUUGGCUGUUCAUUUAAACAAUUCAUCAUCUCAUUCAGGUCAAAUGACUGCCCAGCAGGAUGUCAUAGAAGGAUUUGAACGCGGCCAAUACGAAAAGGUUUUCCUUGUUCUCGGAGCACAGCGAACACCGAAUUGCACGACAGAUCCGGGCCUGAAUCCUCAAUGCCAGCUUCCAAAUGUAAGUGACUCUAUAAAAAGCACAGUUUUAUUAUAAAUUUAGGGUUAUCAAUGGCUUGACGGUGUCACUGGAUCCUCUAAUGCUCUCUUCAACCUUUAUUACAACUCAGGUGGUCCUACAACGUAAACUUUUUUCUAUCCGAGUAUGCCAGAGCUAAAGCUGACAUGUUACAGAUCCGAAGAUGAUCCACAGGCUUGUGUUGGAAUCUUAGUCUACACAGAUCCUUCGAGAGUUUCCGAAAAUUUGGUCUACUCUUUCAAGUGAGUCGCACUUGUUUUUCUAAUUGAAAAGUUAUGCCUUCUUCUAGCUGUGAUGAGGUCACGACGGCCGACGGAACUGUGAAGAAGUUGGUUGUAUGCGGUCAGCCGGGAAUCUGCCCAGAUUCCGACGGGAGCCUUUCAUCUACUACUGUGAAGUCUAGUACAGCAAGUUCCACAAUCAUCUCCUCCACUUACCAGUCAACAUCAGUAUCUUCAACUGUUUCGACGAGAGCUUCCACGACGAUUUCCUCCACGGUGACCACAAGAGCACCAACAACCAUCGGAUCUUCGUCAACCGUCACUCAAAGUUCAACGACAGUUGGUUCAGGGUCAUCCACAACUACCACUAUAUCUGCAGUUUGCUCAGGAGACUGUUACCCAGGAUGGUUCAAGACGGCUAGAGGAGGACAGACUCUCUGCAUCAGGGUGCGUCUUAAUCAAGUUCACUAAAAUUACUUCCAUUUAUUAAUUUCAGUUGUUUUAUCAUGACACGAGCAAUUACACAGAUGCAAGUGACUACUGUGAGAACGAACAGAAUGGAUUCCUGACCGGACCGGAAACCAAUCCGGAGUACGAUGAGAUCAUCCGGCAGGCGUACAACUACAGUGACGUGCUGACCGGAAUGGCUCCUUACACGGAAGGAAUGAUGAUGAUUGGACUGAUGAGAACUGCCGAGUGCUUCACGGAUAGUGGAUCCGUUCCUGAGUGCCAGUUGCCAAGAGUGAGUAGAAUGAGCGAGCAAAAUGAAUAAAGCCCACCGUUCAGGGAUUCGAAUGGAAAGAUGGACUGGGAGGAACUUCCAACACACUUGUCAACUCGCACAUGGGAACUAGAGGUGUGGAGACGUAAGUUGCAGCACAACUAGCAAUAUUUGAUAUACAAAAUGGUUUGGUUCAGAUCUACCACUACAGUUCGCGCUUGUGUCGGUAUUCUUGUCUACACUGAUAGCUCGCAGAAAUCACAGGAUCUUGUGUAUUCAGUCAGGUUUGUUCUGUUUCUUUUUUAGUGUUUGUUGCAAGUGAAUGUUUCAGCUGUGAUGACGGUACGUCAAGUACCGGAACUCCGUCAAGAAUGGUUGUUUGUGGACAAGGAUCUUGUGCCAGUACAACAACUUCAACCACCAUCACUUCGACAGCGAAACCCUCCAGUACCACCACUUUGCUGACUUCAACACUGCCUUCAUCUACAAGUGCAGUGACCUCCACAGUGAAACCAAGCAGCACGUCGUUGGGAACGUCUUCUAGUACAGGCAAUCCUUCAACAGGAGCUCCUUCAAGCAGUUCGACAGGCGCACCGAGUACUACCGCGAAAGGCUCUUCGACAACUGCUCUCUCGACUUCUACGAAGGGCGGAUCAUCGAUUGCAUCGACACAAUCAAGCACAGCCGUAUCCUCAACGAUCCAAACGAGCACAACUCUAAAGGCCUCAUCCACUACGAGCAUUUCGUUAACAACCGCUGCUUCCUCCACACAAUCGAGCACUUUGGUUUCUUCGACUACAAUGAAACCAACUUCUGUCUCCACAACGACUGGCUCAGGAGGUUCUGGAACGUGCUCUGGAGACUGUCAGGAAGGUUGGUUCAAGACUGUCAGAGGAGGACAGAUCUUCUGUAUUCAUGUAAGAAAUGGGCGGUUAAAUAAAUCUUCUAAUCAAAUUUUCAGCUGUUCUAUCAUAAUAGCGGUAGCUAUACAGAGGCCAGCGACUACUGUGUCGAUGAGUACAGCGCUGUUCUUACUGGACCGGACACAAAUGACGAGUACAACUACAUCAUCGGACAGGCGUACACUCAGUCCGAUGUUGUCGAUGGAAUGGAUUCUGGACCGUACGAGAAGGCGAUGAUUAUCAUUGGCGCCCAACGAACAUCUGCUUGCACAGCGAACAACGGGUCCACGGAUCCACAGUGUGCUCUUCCACAAGGUUUUGUUUGGAUGGACGGACUGGGGCAAACGUCUAACACCUUAUUCAACCAACAUUUCAAUCCAGGAGGCGUCGAGACGUGAGUGUUUUGAUACAACGGAUAGAAACAUUUCAAAAACUGAAUAUUUCAGGUCCACCGAGAGCGUUCGGGCUUGCGUUGGAAUUCUUGUGUACCAUAACAGCUCGUGGAUGUCGCAAGAUCUGGUUUACUCGAUGAACUGUUCUGAUGCCACUUCCAGUAACGGAACGCCGGCCAGGAUGUUAGUGUGUGGAAAGGGUCAGUGCUCGAGCACCACCACAGCAACGACUGCCACGUCGACAACAGUAAAGCCAACUAGCACUCUGAUCACUUCGACCAAUUCGAAGCCGUCUAGUACAGUAGUAUCAACUUCGACUGCAGUUCCUUCCACUACUACGGCGAAGCCUCCUUCAAGCUCAAGUACGGCUGCACCUUCAACAACAUCGCUGACGUCCACUACCAUUUUCAGUAGUACCUCAAUCAAACCAUCCAGCACAGUUGUGACGUCCACUGCCACUCCUUCCACGAGCUCCAGAACCACCACAGCGCUGUUGUCCACGAAACCUGGGUCCACUUCGACCCCAUCCACAACAACUGCGACAAGCACAACAGUCAAGCCAUCGAGCACUGUUGCCAGUUCAACCACUCUUCUCACAACUAUCCUGACCUCCACCGCCACUCCUUUUGCAUCGACUACUCGACUGACAAGCACUUCGACUCCGUCCACAUCAACCCUUCCAACAACCACACUGACCACUACCACUCUGCCACCAACGACAACAAGUACGUUACGUUAGGCGCUCUGUUCAAUUACUUUGUUUGCAGAAACUUGUGCAAACGCGAGCAUGAUCUGUGCCACUGGCUGGACUCUUUCGCAACGUUCGAGCACUCGCAGAGUGUGUCUCAAAGUGGUCAACGGCUACAAUAUGACGUACGACGAGUCGGAUGCUCUUUGCCAAUCCCAGAGCAGCGACGCGUACCUCUCUGGAAUUGACAAUGUGACCGAGUAUAACACUGUCGUCGGUUUGGCGCAGUCAACAGUGAACUACACGACGAGCACCAAUGAACAAAUCGUGGUUACGAUUGCUUUGAAGAGACGAACCAUUUGUCUGGCGUACACCGACGACGAGGAUUGCUCCGUGUUCAAGGUGUUGUCCGCGAUGUUUGUUUGUUUGCUCAAGAACUCUCGUUCCAGGCGUAUGUGUGGCAAGAGUCCAGUGUUCAAUAUCAGAAGAUUCUCGAUGCGACUCCAAGUUUGUUCGCCGACGGGCAGCCCGCAACGUGAGUUCUCAGGAGGCUGCAACAAAACAACAACGACGGCCUUUUAGAAACGGAACAGUUCCAAUGGAAUGCGUGGGUAUUAUGGUCUCUGUUGACGGUUCGGCCAACGCGAAUAACGGACUCAUGUACUCGACCUACUGUACGAGCGGCGAGCAGAGCUCUGGAAUGAGCAACGCGGCUCUGUGCGCCCGUCCUCCAGAUGUUUGCCCUUGA